This is a messenger RNA of Didymodactylos carnosus, 2559 nucleotides long. The record is from the annotation of a GenBank genome assembly. Lineage: Eukaryota; Metazoa; Rotifera; Eurotatoria; Philodinida; Philodinidae.
AUGUCAGAUGGAUCAAGUGCGUCAAAAUGGUUUUCAAAUAUACGAGCUCGUUUUACAUCUCGUAACGUCGAACCAAAUUCUGUUAUCAAUCCGAAUUUUGUCUCAUUUAAUGAAAUAAUCGUGCCAUCUAAAGAAUCAACACUAUCAAAUUCAAAACAUGUUUCUUUUCCAGUACAAAAUUCAACAAAUAAUUCCAUACAAUCACUUUCAAAAACGCAAACUAGUAAAAAAGUAGACGAUAUUGAUGAUUAUGAUGAAAUUGAAAAUUCAUUAUUGGAUAUUACUCUGGAUGCUGGUGUCGAUACUGGAACAUUGGCUGAUAAAUCCAAAGGAACGGUGGAUUUUUUUCGUACGUCGGCAGCUACUAAACUUCCUGCAUUAAAUCGUACACAUUAUUCAGAUUGGUCAACAAUCGACUGGCUAAGUGAUGUAGCACGUGAUGGUCUAAGACAUCAAGUUAUUACUGAACAAAAAACAGAAUCACUCUGGCGUCGAUUUAUCUCUUAUCAUGAUGCUCUAUCGGGUUGGUUUUGUGUUUUGCUAGUCGCAAUUAAUAUUGGAAUUAUUGCUGCUAUUGUUGAUAUUGGUGCUGUCUGGUUAGCACAUUUAAAAAAUGGAAUAUGCCUACCAUCAUUUUGGUUGCAUCGUGAACAAUGUUGUUGGACAUCUAGAAACAAUACGUAUAAUGAACAACUAUUAGUUCAAUGUGAACAGUGGCAUUCAUGGUCAAAAGUGUUUCAUAUUGAAAACGAUACAAAUUGGGAGUACGCUGUUAAUUAUUUAGCCUUUGUUGUAUUAGGGUGUAUAUUUGCUUCACUGGGUGCAAUGUUUGUUAAAAUGUUUGCUCCAUAUGCAUCGGGUAGCGGUGUGCCUGAAGUUAAGACGAUUUUAAGUGGUUUUAUUAUCAGGGGAUACCUCGGACGAUGGACGGUGUUAAUAAAAAGCAUGGGAAUGAUAUUAGGUACAAGUGCAAAUUUAAUACUCGGCUUAUUUCCCAAGUAUGGUCAAAAUGAAGCGAAAAAACGCGAAAUAUUAUCCGCGUCAGCCGCAGCUGGUGUUUCUGUAGCAUUUGGGGCUCCCAUUGGAGGUGUAUUAUUCAGUUUAGAGGAAGUUAGUUAUUAUUUCCCAUUGAAAACUCUUUGGAGAUCUCUCUUCUGUGCAAUGGUAGCAUCACUGGUUGUUAAACUAUUAUCACCAUUUGAAAAUCAACAUUUAACAUUAUUUAAUGUUGGCGAUCAAUAUCGAUGGUUUUAUUUCGAACUUAUCCCAUUUAUUUUACUUGGAGUUUUGGGAGGUUUGUUUGGUGCAUUAUUCAUUAAAUUAAAUCUUUAUUGGUGUAAAAUGCGUAAAAGAACAAAAUUAGGACAAUAUCCUGUAACCGAAGUUAUUUGUAUUGCAUUAUUAACAUUACUUGUCACUUAUCCAAAUCCAUUUACAAGAAUUUCAAUGGCAGAUUUAAUACGACGUCUCAUUUCAUCAUGUGGUGUGGAAGAUACAUCAAAUUUAUGUAAUUAUGCACGAAAUGUAACAAGUGCAAAUGAUAAAGUCGAUUCGGCAAAAGCAUUAAGUGGCGUAUGGGCAUCAGUUGGAUUAUUGGUAUUGACUUUAGUCACACAAAUUGGAUUAUUCAUAAUAACAUUCGGAAUUAAAAUACCUUGUGGAUUAUUUAUUCCAAGUAUGACAAUUGGCGCAAUAACGGGACGUAUUGUCGGUAUUUUAUUUGAAGCACUCGUCUAUGAAUAUCCAACAUUUUUCUUAUCUGCUGCAGAAUGCAGUAAAGCUGAUGAAGAAUGUGUAGCACCAGCUUUUUAUGCAUUAAUUGGUUCAUGUGCGUUUUUGGGUGGCGUAACUCGAAUGACGGUGAGUCUUGUGGUGAUCAUGGUUGAGUUGACUGGUGGAUUGAGUUACAGUGUCCCAUUAAUGUGUGCAGCAUUGGUAGCUAAACUAGUUGGUGAUGCAUUAGUUAAAGAAGGUAUUUAUGAUGCGCAUAUUAAUUUGAACAACUAUCCCUAUUUGGAUAUUAAAGAAGAAUUUAGUUUUAAUCGAACAACAGCAGUUGAUCUUCUCAAAAGUAAACAGGAACAACAAAAUGAACAAAAAGCGGAAAAUGUAACACAACCACCCUUAAUUACAUUAAAUCAAGAUGGUAUGAGUUUACAUGAAUUAACCAGUAUAACACGAAGAUAUCCGUUCAGAUGUUAUCCGGUAAUUAUUUCAAAAUCAAUGCCAUAUCUUGUUGGUAUUGUAUCUAGACGAGAUUUACAAUUGGUACUAAAUCAAGCUAAAAGUCGCUCAAACGCAGAUAAUGAUAGUACAGUUCAUUUUACGCGUACGAAACGAGCUGAUACAAUUAGUACAGUAUCAUCAAUUAAACUUUAUCGUUUACUCAAUCGUUCACCUAUUACAGUAACAAAUGAUACACCCGUUGAGACAAUAAUUGAUAUGUGUAGAAAAUUGGGUGCACAAACAAUUCUAAUUACAGAUAAUGGAAAAUUAACUGGACUUUUAACCAAAAAAGAUGUUAUUCAAUAUGUCAAACGAAAGAAAGAACAAAAAUAG